AUAAUAAAGUUAUUUCCAAAUUGGCAUUCCAAGGUACAAUACCUUAAAGCGCGCACUCUCUCUCUUUUUUUGGUCCUCCAAAACCAAACCCCUCUAUUAUAGCCAUAUUGUCUCGGUCAGAUUCUGAGCAUUGUCAUCACCGUCCCUCAGAUCCUUCACAUCAAAAGCAAAGUCCAAAUGAUAUAAACCAGCUGAAAAGGUCUAAGCUGAAGAUGGUGAAGCUAACUUUGAUUGCCCGUGUAACUGAUGGUCUUCCACUAGCAGAAGGACUGGAUGACAGCCGAGAUUUAAAAGAUGCUGAAUUCUACAAACAGCAAGUCAAGGCUUUGUUUAAAAACCUAUCAAGAGGUCAGAAUGAGGCUUCAAGGAUGUCAAUUGAAACUGGCCCUUAUAUUUUCCAUUAUAUUAUCGAAGGACGUGUUUGUUACUUGACAAUGUGUGACCGUGCUUAUCCUAAGAAACUUGCUUUUCAAUACCUUGAAGACCUCAAGAAUGAAUUUGAGCGUGUUAAUGGGGCUCAAAUUGAAACUGCUGCCAGACCUUAUGCCUUCAUAAAAUUUGACACAUUCAUACAGAAAACCAAGAAACUGUAUCAGGACACCCGUACCCAGCGGAAUAUUGCAAAGUUGAAUGAUGAACUCUAUGAAGUCCACCAAAUAAUGACUCGCAAUGUUCAGGAAGUUCUUGGCGUUGGUGAAAAGUUGGACCAAGUCAGUGAAAUGUCAAGUCGGUUAACAUCAGAAUCUCGUAUAUAUGCUGAUAAGGCACGAGACUUAAAUCGACAGGCGUUGAUUCGGAAGUGGGCUCCCGUUGCCAUUGUAUUUGGAGUGGUCUUUCUCCUCUUCUGGGUUAAAACAAAGAUCUGGUGAUCAUUCUGAAAACAGGUUGCGCAUUUCCUCUGCACUUCUUGUGGCAAAAUAGUCUUAGACUCCAGUUUCAUGCCAAUCCCCAUAUAUACUUAAAAUUGUGUUUCAAGACGAAUUCUAGUUCUUUUUUGGCUUAGGUUAAGGAAACUAGUCCAAUAGGUACCUAUGGAGAUAGAUCUGCUUGUAAGAUUGUGGAAGAGAGACCUGUUACCUUUAAGACCAGAUAAGGAGCCAAAUUUAUUGUUUGAAAAUAUGAGAAAUCUUGAUAUAUGUUUGUUACUUCUACUUUUGAAUAUUUUCUUUUGAUUACUUACAUUGAAAUACUCAGAGUAAGAUCAUGUUAACCUUUCUAACUCA
Messenger RNA from Quercus lobata, 1223 nucleotides. RefSeq names its product Synaptobrevin family protein (gene SEC22). The coding region runs from base 213 to 869 and encodes 218 amino acids. Lineage: Eukaryota; Viridiplantae; Streptophyta; Magnoliopsida; Fagales; Fagaceae. Gene Ontology annotation, biological process: retrograde vesicle-mediated transport, Golgi to endoplasmic reticulum; endoplasmic reticulum to Golgi vesicle-mediated transport. The transcript is spliced from 6 exons. The record is from RefSeq and is a predicted model, not a curated record. Gene Ontology annotation, molecular function: SNAP receptor activity.